Messenger RNA from Thyridium curvatum, 2304 nucleotides. RefSeq lists its product as uncharacterized. NCBI's taxonomy places the organism in Eukaryota, Fungi, Ascomycota, Sordariomycetes, Thyridiales, Thyridiaceae. Gene Ontology annotation, biological process: DNA-templated transcription; regulation of DNA-templated transcription. Bases 1 to 2304 code for a protein of 767 amino acids. Gene Ontology annotation, molecular function: DNA binding; zinc ion binding; DNA-binding transcription factor activity, RNA polymerase II-specific. The transcript is spliced from 5 exons. The record is from RefSeq and is a predicted model, not a curated record.
AUGGAGUCUUCGACCGGGCAGAAGCUCAAGAAGCCAAGGAGUCGCAUUGCGUGCAAGCGAUGUCACGACCGACGCGUACGCUGUGAUGUUGCCGCCAAAGGACCGCCAUGUUCUGGCUGCGUCGCAUCGAAACAGGCCGAGCACUGUUGUCUUCUCGAUUCUCGUCGCGCCCGAGCCCUCAAUGGCCGCUUCUCUUCCCACGGCGCUUCUGCCUUUGAGCGAAGGUCUGACGUCUCUUCUUGGUCGUCUUCAGCAGAUCCAGGACAGGCUCUCUCGACGGGAGAUGGUGAACUCACCUCUGACACCGCAUCGAGGACCCGGAUGAACAACAUCGUCGGCGGCAGAGACGUUGUCUCGCCUCCAGAGACAGAGACAGCAUCUAUUGAGAGACCAUCCCAGCGGAGGCUCUCAAUGGCCACCGAGGUUCAACACUCACCUGAUAGCGAUGCGGAUCAAUGGUCCAAGAUGGUAUCGGGAGAGGAGACGCGCAUCGUCAAUGGCGGGAGGGUCACCUACCUCGGAGAGUCGUGGACAUUGUCGUAUGUACUCCAGUGGAAAUCGAGAGAUCGGUCGGCGUCCGGAGGAAACCGGCCCCAAUUCUCACCUGAGCCCGGUCUUCACGUCGGCGUACCGUUUGGGGACCAAGACUCCCCAUCGCAGAGGUCCGAGCUAGCAUCAGUAGUAAUGCCGGAAGACCAUCUACCGAGAGACACUCAGGAAGCUCUUAUCACCGCAUACUUUGACCACAAUCACAGCCUCUACCCGAUCAUAUCACAGCAAGAUUUCCGGACGGCACUCUUCUCCAGAACGAUCUCACCCCUGCUGCUUUGCUCGGUGCUUUACGCCGGAGCUCUACACGUGCCCGAUUCGGUGGUGUAUCGCGCAAAGUACGAGAGCAGGCAAGCUUGUCUCACGGAUCUCUAUUCAAGGGCCAAAAGGCUCUUCUUUGGCGACGAUGCCGAGGACCAGCUUGCAAAAGUGCAAGCUGCUUUCUUGCUGCAUAAUAUGUGGCAAGGGCCCAAUUCCACGAUGGAUCCCUGGACGUGGCUGGGGAUGGCGAUCCGCCUAGCACAGAAUAUGGGCAUGCACAGGACGACCGCCAAGUCGGCACUCAAACCAGAAGACAGAAAGCUGUGGAGGAAGAUCUGGUGGAGUCUAUAUUCAAGGGACAGGCAAAUGGCUAGUUCAUUGGGGAAGCCACCCAUGAUUCGAGACAGAGACUGCGAUGUCGAAGCUCUCUCAACUGAGGACUUUGACGAUGACGAUUUGCCCGAAAUUAAGAUCUUCGUGAUGGAGCAAGCAAAGUUAGCAAAGCUAUUCGGCGUUGUGAUCUCGACACACUUCGCUCCUGGACCGCGUGAGACCGUAGAGCCUGGAAGUCAAAUGCAACUGAGAGAGGAGAUACUCACUCUUCGUGAAGCUGUCCCGGCUUGUCUGAACUAUCAACGACUAAAACCCCUCGAAUCAGCGCCCCUGCAAGCUCUUUUGCUGGAAGUGCUGUUCAAGUAUGUCACCUCUGUCAUGUUCUGGUUGACGCCGAAUUCCGAGGCGAGUAGUAAAAGUGAAGCUUUGUGGAAGAUCCCUUUUGAGGCCGCUCGCAACAUCACUCGGAUGACGGAGAAUAUUAUGAACUUUCGAUCCAUCCACCAUUGCCCUCUCUUCCUGACAUCUGCACUAUUUGGAGCAAUGACCAUGCAUACCAUCAAGGGUGCGGGUGCCGAAUCUCAACUCGCCAUCUGCAUGAUUGCCAUGCGCGAGCUGUCGACAAAGUACUUUGCUGCUGGCUGGAUCCGCAACAUGUUUCAAACCCUCAACGAGAAGAAGAUCCGGCGUGCCUGCGAGUCUGCUAAUGUAACCAGAUGUCCGUCGCCGGAUCCGCGCCGUCAAGAGCAUCAAGAUAUCGACACCCUUCCACAGAACCACGCAACCCCUGACAGGGCUGCAACUGGCGGAGAUGCAACUCAAGAGGGGCCCGAAGGGAAGUUGACGAAUGACGCAAUGAAUUGCGGGAACGAUGUCUAUACUUCUACACAACCCAAGACCUCGCCUAUGGUUUCGACGAGCCCACUGAAUUUCGGACCGUCGCCGACCUGGCCUGCUCCCCCCAUACCUCCCGGCGCAGGUUUCAACGCUAUGCAAGGGAUGGGCGGUAACUUUGGGAUGACCUUUGACCAAGCUACUGUUGACGGCAGCGUCUUUGGGUUUAUAGACCCGGACUUGGCCGCGUGCUGGCAAGACUUGCUCGUGUAUGAUAAUCCGUUCGGCAACCCUUUGGGUCACGGCUUGGAGAGAUUUGAGCAGUGA